GCGCCUCCUCCAGUCUCAUCCACUGCCCGAGCCCCCGCGCCGCACCACCUCCGCCCGCCGCCGCCGCCGAGAUGCUCGCCCGCGUCCUGCUGCUCUGCGCCGCCCUGGCGCUCUGCGCGGCAGCAAAUCCUUGCUGUUCGAACCCAUGCCAAAACCAAGGUGUGUGUAUGAGUGUUGGAUUUGACCAGUAUGAGUGUGACUGUACCCGAACAGGAUUCUACGGUGAAAACUGCUCAACACCUGAAUUUCUGACGAGAAUAAAAUUAUUCCUGAAACCUGCUCCAAAUACAGUGCACUACAUACUUACUCACUUCAAGGGAGUCUGGAACAUUGUCAAUAAUAUUCCGUUCCUGAGAAAUGCAAUCAUGAAAUAUGUGUUGACAUCCAGAUCACAUUUGAUCGAUAGCCCACCAACUUACAACGCGCACUAUGGCUACAAAAGCUGGGAAGCCUUUUCUAACCUCUCCUAUUAUACCAGAGUUCUUCCUCCUGUGGCUGAUGACUGCCCAACCCCCAUGGGUGUGAAAGGGAAAAAAGAGCUUCCUGACUCAGACAUGAUUGUGGAUAAAUUUAUAAUAAGACAGAAGUUUAUUCCGGAUCCCCAGGGCACAAAUUUGAUGUUUGCAUUCUUCGCCCAGCACUUCACCCAUCAGUUCUUCAAGACAGAUCAUAAGCGCGGACCAGCCUUCACUAAAGGACUGGGCCACGGGGUGGACCUAAAUCACAUUUAUGGUGAAACUUUGGAGAGACAGCAUAAGCUGCGCCUUUUCAAGGACGGAAAAAUGAAGUAUCAGAUAAUUGAUGGCGAGGUGUACCCUCCCACGGUCAAAGACACUCAGGCCGAGAUGCUCUACCCGCCUCACGUCCCCGAGCACCUGCGGUUUGCUGUGGGGCAGGAGCUAUUUGGCCUGGUGCCUGGUCUGAUGAUGUACGCCACGAUCUGGCUGCGAGAACACAACAGAGUGUGUGACGUGCUUAAACAGGAGCAUCCGGAAUGGGACGAUGAGCGGUUGUUCCAGACAAGCAGGCUAAUACUGAUAGGAGAAACUAUUAAGAUUGUGAUUGAAGACUACGUACAGCAUCUGAGUGGCUAUCACUUCAAACUGAAGUUUGACCCUGAGCUGCUUUUCAACCAGCAGUUCCAGUACCAAAACCGCAUCUCGGCUGAGUUUAACACGCUCUACCACUGGCAUCCCCUCCUGCCCGACAGCUUUCAAAUUGAUGACCAGGAUUACAACUACCAACAGUUUCUCUACAACAACUCUUUAUUAAUGGAGCACGGGAUUACCCAGUUUGUUGAAUCAUUCAGCAAGCAAAUUGCUGGCAGGGUUGCCGGAGGUCGGAAUCUUCCAGCUGCAGUCCGAUACGUAGCAAAGGCCUCCAUCGACCACAGCAGACAGAUGAAAUACCAGCCUCUUAAUGAGUACCGCAAACGCUUUCGGAUGAAGCCCUAUGAAUCUUUUGAAGAACUUACAGGAGAGAAGGAAAUGGCUGCGGAGCUGGAAGCGCUCUAUGGAGACAUUGAUGCCAUGGAGCUGUAUCCCGCUCUUCUGGUGGAGCAGCCCCGUCCGGACGCCAUCUUUGGUGAGACCAUGGUAGAACUUGGAGCGCCUUUCUCCUUGAAAGGGCUGAUGGGCAAUCCUAUAUGUUCCCCUCACUACUGGAAGCCUAGCACCUUUGGUGGAGAAGUAGGUUUUAAAAUCAUCCACACUGCCUCAAUUCAGUCUCUCAUAUGCAAUAACGUGAAAGGCUGCCCCUCCACUUCGUUCCACGUUCAAGACCCGCAGCCCACCAAAACGGUCACCAUGAACGCCAGCCCCUCCCACUCCAGACUGGAUGAUAUCAAUCCUACUGUACUACUAAAAGGACGUUCAACUGAACUGUAG
Messenger RNA from Pteronotus mesoamericanus, 1886 nucleotides. RefSeq names its product prostaglandin-endoperoxide synthase 2 (gene PTGS2). Gene Ontology annotation, biological process: response to oxidative stress; cyclooxygenase pathway. Gene Ontology annotation, cellular component: cytoplasm; neuron projection. The record is from RefSeq and is a predicted model, not a curated record. Gene Ontology annotation, molecular function: peroxidase activity; heme binding; oxidoreductase activity, acting on single donors with incorporation of molecular oxygen, incorporation of two atoms of oxygen. Lineage: Eukaryota; Metazoa; Chordata; Mammalia; Chiroptera; Mormoopidae. The transcript has 10 exons. Bases 72 to 1886 code for a protein of 604 amino acids.